CGCUCUGCGGGGCCGGGGACGGGGCCGGGGCCUGCGCGGCGACGGGGGAGCGGCGCCCCAGAGCCGCGCCGCGCCGCUUCCUGCCGCUAUAAAUAGCCGCCCGGCCCAACAUGUCCCGGCCGCCGCAGCGGCUGGAGCGCCGGCGGGAGCUGCCGUCCCCUCCCGCCGCGUAGCUCGCCCGGAGCGCGGUUUCUUAGCAAGACCAGACGGAGCUCAGCCUUCCAUCAUGCCCGUGCCUCCCCCUCCAGCUCCCCCCCCCCCCCCAACUCUGGCCUUGGCAAAUACUGAAAAGCCAUCCCUAAGCAGGUCAGAACAAGCAGGGCGAAAUGCUCUAUUAUCUGAUAUUACCAAAGGAAAAAAGCUAAAGAAGACUGUUACUAAUGACAGAAGUGCUCCGAUUCUAGACAAACCCAAAGGACCUGGUGGAGGUGGCGGUGGGGGCUUUGGAGGAGGCGGCGGUGGCAGCAGCGGCGGGGGUUUUGGUGGUGCCGGUGGUGGCAGCUUCGGUGGUGGAGGACCACCUGGCCUUGGAGGCCUUUUUCAAGCAGGAAUGCCAAAGCUCAGAUCUGCUGCAAGUCGAGAUGCCGAUGCCGGGGGAGGCCGCCCGCCCGCCCUGCCGCCCGGAGGCCGCUCCGCAGCCGCCAAGCCCUUCUCUCCGCCGACCGGCCCGCCGCGCUUCCCGGGGCCGCCCUCGGGGCCGCGGACCUCCGCUCCCGAGCCGCAGAGGAGCCGCAUGCCGCCGCCGAGACCCGACGCCGGCUCCAAGCCCGAGGCCGCGCCGCCGCCGGUGCCCAGCACCCCCCGGCCCGUCGCCUCCAGCCUGCACAACAGGGGGUCGCCGCCGGUGCCGGGCGUGAGCCGGCAGCCCAGCCUGGGGCCCUCGCCCCCGCCGUUCCCGGGCGGCCGCAGCGCGGGGCCGGCCGGGUCCCUCCGGCAGCCCGGCCCCGGCGCGGCGACCCCCUUCUCCGGCCGGCCGCCGCUGCCGCCCACCCCGGGCCGGCCGGCGGAGGACAAGCCGCCGCCCCCGCCGCCCCCCGCCGGGCACCGGCCGCCGGCCGCCCGGGAGGCGGCUCUGCCCCCGCCGCCGCCGCAGAACAGCAAGCCGCCCGUGCCCUCCGCGCCCCGGCCCGGCCUCGGCGCCCCGGCGCCCCCGCCGCCCCCCAGCCGGCCGGGGCCGCCCCCCGUCCCGCCCGUCCCCGGCGGCAGCGACGAGAUGCCGCGGCUGCCCCAGAGGAACAUCUCGCUGGGGUCCUCCUCGGCCCCCGCGGCGGCGGCGGGGGGGGGGCGCUCCGGACCCCUGCCCCCCCCGCCCAGCGAGAGGCCCCCGCCGCCCGUCAGAGACCCCCCCAGCCGAUCAGGUCCGCUCCCUCCACCUCCUCCCAUAAGCAGGAAUGGAAGCACUUCACGGGCUUUGCCCGCUGCUCCCCAGCUGCCCUCCCGGGCAGGGCUGGACAACCAGAGAGGCGGACCACGACCACCGCUUCCCCCUGACCGGCCGGGCUCGGCAGCACCGCCGCCACCACCACCACCUUCAUCAGCUGUCAGAAACGGCUUCCAGGAUCCAGGGGAUGAUGAAUGGGAAAGCAGAUUUUCUUUUCAUCCGAUAUCUGAUUUGCCACCUCCAGAGCCAUAUGUACCUGUGAACAGGAGUUAUCCCAGUAAACUAGCAAGAAAUGAAAGUAGAGGUGGCUCUGGCCGAAAAGAAAGAGGUGCCCCCCCGCUUCCCCCUAUACCAAGUUGCUGGAGAAAACCAUGUAGCCAAGAGUCCCCUGGCUCCUUCUUUGCAUGCCUAACUUGGCCCAUCUGCUUCUGCAAGCCACAGACCUACUACAUGGUGACCAAGAGUUCAUCCUAAACCUUUUCACUUCAGCUUAGCCAAGCAAAUCCUAUUUUAAACAAUAGAUAGCACAUCCCGCCCCGAGGAUGGAUUGUGUCUGGCCUUCCUUUUAUCUGCAGAGAGUCUUUCAAAGAAAAGCACAAGUGAAGAAUUCAGCAGCGUAAAAAUACCUUCUUUUUUAUUUUAUCCCUCUGUCCUUGUUUUUUAAUAGUGUUAUGCUUUUAGUCACCUAAUUCUUUCCUACUCUGAUGCGGACCAACCCACAGUCAUCCGUGUCCUGGAUUAUUGUAAUGCCGUCUACCUGAGACUACAUGUGAAGAGUCCUCAGAAAGUAGUCUUGGUGAAAUGCAGCAAUUAUUGUAGUUGCAGGCUCCUUCUGUAAAGCAUCGCUAACACCAAUGCUCCACAGACUGCUUUCCAGUUGUUUCUUUGGUACAAUUAAAUCAUGGGUUUUGACUUAAAAAUCUUCGCGGGGCUUAGGUCACAAGUCUCAGAGAGACUGUAUUUGACCCGCGUUAUGGUAGAGCAGCUGAGGUAAAAAUGUGCGUAAGUGAAGGCCCUUUGAUGUAGUGAGGGAGGUCUGGGGUUUGUGCGUUCAAGUGGGAGCAUCAGCUCCAAAAUUUGCUGUCUGCACUUGUUCAAGAGAAAUGGGAAGAUUUGGCCUUCUGAGUUUACCAUGAAGCCUGUCCUUUCAAACUUUGUUGAAAGGAAUCUCUGCAGAGAGCUGCAAGGCUUACAUUAAUAGAAGAGAGAGUAAACUAUUCUGACAUUGUGACUAUUGGUUAAUAUGUUUAAUGGCUUUUGAAUUUUGUAUAUGAGAAAAGCGUUCAUUGUAUGAGUGCAUUUUACAAAUGGAUCUAAAUGCAUAUAAAAUGCCUUUGGAAAUUAGAAGAAGAUUAUAAUUGUGGAUUUGAAAUAUUGCUGAAUGAUAGCUCUUUGUUAAUUGGGCGUCUGAAGGUUAGCUCUGAAAAAUUUCUCCUGUCUCGUCAACAGUUUCUGUUUCUUCAACAUACUCCUUGGGAUCCCUGUAUCAAGCUUGUAUCAGCAGCCAUGCUCAAAAAAAAAAACCCACCAAAAACCAAACCAAAACAAAAACUAGUCAUGUAGGUUAAGAAAAUGUUUCUUUAGCAUGGGAGACAUGAUCCUAAGUACGCUCUGCGGCUAGAAUGAGGUCAGUCCUUGAAAAUCUAUGGAAUUUAGCCGAAGAGAGUCUGGACCCCACUGAAGCGUUUGUGCGUAGGGCUUUUUGCUCUGUCAGUCGGCAGGGAGGGACAGAUCCCCUUUCUGCCCGACAGCCUGGACAGCCACAGUGAAGGGGAUGAGACAGAGUUGGGUUUGGCCAGAUCAGAUUUAAUUUGGCCUUUUCAGUGUUUGUUUACAAAAUCUUGUUAGCUGUGAUAGCAUUUGAUUACGUACCUGGUUUUUACAUUUUUAUAUCUAAUGACCUAUAUUAAGUUACUAUUUAUGGUCUUGAACCUGCAAUUAAAUGCGCAGGCGCAGGGAUGUAUCUACAUCUAAUUGCAGGAUCGUGGCUGUAAGGGUUUCUUAAACAGAUAUUAGUGGGACCUCCAUGUGACAGGUGCACCUUGGGAUCAGACCUAGCGCAAUACUGAAUUUGUAUAUGUAUUUUAUGGAUGUCACUUAAAGUGCCUGUCUCUUUGGGAUAUUAUUAUGUGAAUAGGAGACCAAAUAAGAUUUUUAGGAUAGUAACUUAAAGGAUAAAUUAUUGUAUUCAUGUUUUUAAACUGAAGCACUUAAUAACUUUCUAAGGAACAACAUUUUGAAUUUAAGAAUACAAUAUUUUCAGUACCUUGGCCUGCCAAAUCCUUAUUAAUAUCCCCAUAGCUAUGCAGCCAAAAAAAACCACCAAACCUCCAGAAACUAUACCUUUUUUGUAACUUACCUGCUUCCAGCAUGACUGUUUUACUUUGUGUAAGUCAAUGAAAAUGCUGCACAUUGUUCUGCCAACUCCCUGCAUCGUUCAAAAUACCCUAUAUUUGAUGUUUCGAGCAAGGUUUUCUGACUAGAAAUUCUGGACCACUACCAAAGACUUGGCAAACCAGCUUCAGUCUCACUUUAAAAAGUGCUGUGUAAAAGGCCCUCAGUCAACAAGCCAAGAAACCCGAGCUGCUUGGGUUUUAGCACUUAUUUGUACUAUAGAAACCUCUUCAGAAUGGAUGUUUGGCAUAUAUGUAAAAUAGCUUAACAAUGCAGAAGGAGGUAUUUUUUUCACCUAACAACAACUUACUAUUUAUAUCUUUUGCUAUAAAAGUCCCUAGAUAUAUUCCAGAACAAUGCAGCAUUUUAUCAUUCAGUAUAUUGCUUCAUAUAUCAGUAGCUAUUUACAGUAAGAUCAGUAUUAAAGUAUUUAUUUCACUAUGUAGUGUUAAAAAGAAGAAUACAAAACAGAUUGAAUCAAUGGUGCCUUAUGACUUUUUUAGUCAACUUUUCUGUCUCACUAGAAAAAUGAAUAGGUGUUGCUCUUCCAAGUCCAAAUGUAAAUAGUGCCGACAGUAGCAUUAUACAGCGUUCGAGCCAAGUCCUGCUGUUGCAAUGCGCUCAGUCUGCUAACUUCAGAUUGAGCUCGGUGUAUGGAGAGACUAUUGGAUCAGUCUUUAGGUGAGGUGUAAGCAGGCACUGGUUAGCCUCACAAUCAGUUGUUGGUAUCGCUCUGGAAAUUUAACCUUUUCCCAAAACCAGUGUCUCACGCUGCUGUCCAUACAGCCUGGCUGAGUUCAGCGUGGUUGCAGAGGUUAUUAGAGGACUAAAUUUGAUUCACUGCUUGCACAGAAGAUUUACUGGGUUUGUUUCAAUGGCAUUGUAUUGUAAACCUUCAGACCUCAAACUACCUUUUUAUGUCAUCACUAAGACUCACAUUGCGUGACAAUGGCCACAGAUGUUCAUUUUUGUUUAAUUCAAGUCAGUAAAUAAAGUGGGAAUAACUUUUGUA
Aquila chrysaetos chrysaetos is the source of this 4787-nucleotide messenger RNA. It is a transcript of the gene WIPF1, whose product is annotated as WAS/WASL interacting protein family member 1. Gene Ontology annotation, molecular function: actin binding. The record is from RefSeq and is a predicted model, not a curated record. NCBI's taxonomy places the organism in Eukaryota, Metazoa, Chordata, Aves, Accipitriformes, Accipitridae.